CAGAUCGAGGCUUGGUUAUUCACCAUCCAGAUCGAGGCUUGGUUACUACAGAGGAACAGACAGCGGAGUAGGUUGAGAGUGAAGCUGGAAAGGUGAUCCUUUACAGUGACGUGCGGAGGAGAUUGAAUCCAGGAGAGAAACUCCAGCAAUGUCAAAUGAACUGGACGUGUUUGUGGGAAAUACCACCCUGAUAGAUGAAGAGGUUUACCAUCUCUGGCUGGAUGGAUACUCAGUGGGUGAUGCUGUCAAUAUUCGACUGAAGAGUGGAAUUCUCGAUCAGACUGGAGCAGGACCUGAUGUCCUCGAGAGUGACACCAUGGACCAUUAUCGUACAUUUCAAAUGAUUGAAAGGCUCCUUCACUAUCCCCUAAAGCUGGUGCAGCAGUUGCUCUUUCAGAUUCCACCCUACAAGCAGAGCAUGUUGAUUGAGAGGUAUUAUGCGUUUGAUGAAGCCUUUGUCCGGGAAGUUCUUGGUAAAAAGCUUUCAAAAGGAACUAAAAAAGAUCUGGACGACAUAAGUGCAAAGACUGGAGUGACCCUGAAAAGCUGCAGGAGACAAUUCGACAAUUUUAAGCGAGUGUUCAAGGUGGUUGAAGAAAUGAGGGGCAAUUUAGUCGACAACAUUCAGCAGAAUUUUCUGUUAUCAGACAAGCUAGCCAGGGAUUAUGCUGCAAUCGUUUUCUUUGCAAACAGUCGUUUUGAAACUGGGAAACGAAAACUUCAGUACCUGACGUUUGAAGACUUUGCUACCUGUGCUGAACAUAUCAUCCAAAACUGGACUCUGGGAGCAGUGGAUGUAACAGAAGACAUGGAUAUGGAUUUGGAUAAGGAAUUUCUACAGGAUCUAAAGGACCUGAAAAUCCUGAUAACAGACAAAGACCUUCUGGAUCAGCAUAAGAGCUUGGUAUGUACAUCUUUAAGAGGAAAAAUUGGCGUGUUUCAUGAAAUGGAAGCAAAUUUUAAGACACUUUCUCGCGCUUUGGUGAAUAUUGGAACCAGCCUCACUCAUAAUAAGGAUGUUAGAGACUUCUUCAUUGAUCUUGUGGAAAAGUUUAUAGAGCCCUGUAAAGCUGCUAACUGGGCUUUUUCGGAUGUUCAACUGUUUCUCACUCAGUACACAGCAUCUGCUCGUGCUCUUGACGCCUUCAAGCAGCAAGCUCUCUGGGAGAGAUAUAUGGGUACUUUACGAUGCUGUCUUCUGAAAAUGUACCACAACUAACAUACACUGGAACAUAUUUAUUCAUGGCUGUAAACUCAAGUAGACUUCCAUUGAUCACAUGACAGAUGACCUGUACUGAGAGAGAAGCUGCCAGUGCUAUCCUGCUAAUGAAAAUGCUAUAUGCUUGGCUGUCUCUGAUUUUAACAUGAAGCAUGCCAAGUCAAGAAUUUCAGCGAGGAGCUUAGAUUGAAUCAGCAUGACACAAACAAGUUUAGCAAUGGCAGCCCACAUAUUUUUUUAUUGAUUUACAUCUCAGAAAAGAAUAUGGCACUCUUUAAUAUCUGUGUCUUAUGUACCUGUUAAUGUGUAUGUAUGUGUAUAUAUGUAAAUAUAAAACAUAUAUUGA
Molecule: messenger RNA, 1565 nt
Organism: Rana temporaria (common frog)
Lineage: Eukaryota; Metazoa; Chordata; Amphibia; Anura; Ranidae
Gene: FIBP
Product: FGF1 intracellular binding protein
Exons: 11
Coding region: 149-1219 (356 amino acids)
Biological process (GO): platelet aggregation
Cellular component (GO): nucleus
Molecular function (GO): fibroblast growth factor binding
Source: RefSeq, a predicted model, not a curated record